AUGAAGGUCAGAUACACCGAAAGUCUGACUGAUCCCAGCUAUCAUGGGCAGAUCCUCACCAUGGUCAAUCCCAUCGUAGGAAAUGGCGGUGUCCCGGACACAGCUGCUUUAGAUGAAAUUGGCCUCAGGAGAUAUUUGGAGUCUGAUGGCAUCAAGGAGGUCAGAAUAUAUGGCAAAGGAAAUCCAAUCAAAAUUGUAGCUGUGGAUUGUGGAUUGAAGCACAAUGCUGUUCGUUUGCUGGUAAAGAGAGGUGCUGAAGUUCAUUUAGUACCUUGGAAUCAUGAUUUCACCUCAAUGGACUAUGACGGACUUUUCAUUUCUGGAGGCCCUGGUGAUCCAACCCAAGCACCAGAAUUAAUUGAAAAUGUCAGGAAGGUUCUUAAAAAUGAUCGCCAGGAACCUUUGCUUGGAACCAGUAUGGGGAAUCUCAUUACUGGAUUGGCAGCUGGAGCAACGUCCUACAAAAUGACCAUGGCAAACAGAGGACAGAACCAGCCAGUUUUGAAUCUGUUAAAUGGACAAGCUUUCAUUACUGCUCAGAAUCAUGGAUAUGCAAUUGAUGGCGGUUCUCUCCCUUCGGGCUGGAAGCCUCUGUUUGUGAAUGCAAAUGAUCAAACCAACGAGGGUCACACUUUACGCAACUUCAUAUUUGAUUCAUUUAUCUCGCUCAUCAAGAAGGGGAAAGAUACAAGCAUUCCUUCAGUGCUGCCCAAAACCUCAGCUGCAACUUCAAGAGUUGAGUGGCAAAAAUAUCAGCUGCAGUCUCAGAACAUCGAGACCGCAUGUCUGUACCAUAGGGAUGUUGGCUCCUCCCCCAGCUACAUUUUUAGAGUGAUGCAAAAUGUGGUUGUUCAGAAAGGAGUGGAGCUGUUUAAACGUGGCAUUUUGCAGGAAUAUGGAGUGAAGGUCCUUGGAACAUCAGUUGAAUCUAUCAUGGCUACUGAGGACAGGCAGAUGUUUUCAGACAAACUGAAUGAAAUUAACGAGAAGAUUGCUCCUAGCUAUGCUGUGGAAUCGACAGAAGAUGCCUUGGAAGCAGCAGAAAAAAUUGGCUACCCUGUUAUGAUCCGCUCAGCUUACGCCUUGGGAGGACUAGGAUCAGGUUUAUGCAUUGACAAGGAGCAUCUCCUGGAUCUUGCUACCAAGGCAUUUGCAAUGACCAAUCAAAUUCUUGUGGAGAAAUCAGUGGUAGGAUGGAAGGAAAUUGAAUAUGAGGUUGUGAGAGAUGCAGCCGACAAUUGUAUCACUGUCUGCAAUAUGGAAAAUGUUGAUGCAAUGGGAGUUCAUACAGGAGAUUCUAUUGUGGUGGCUCCCAGCCAGACCCUUUCAAAUGAAGAAUUACAGAUGCUACGGAAAUCCACCAUCAACGUUGUCCGCCACUUGAACAUUGUGGGAGAGUGUAAUAUCCAGUAUGCCUUAAAUCCCACCUCUCUGGAGUACUGCAUCAUUGAAGUUAAUGCUCGACUUUCUAGAAGCUCUGCCUUGGCCUCGAAGGCCACAGGAAAUCUGAAACAGAAUCUGUGCAUGACCUUGUUGAUACUUUCUUUAUUCCAGGUUAUGGCUGUUGGACGGACCUUUGAAGAGAGCUUCCAGAAGGCUUUAAGAAUGUGCCACCCAUCCAUUGAUGGCUUCACAUCAUGCUUGCCAAUGAAUAAAGACUGGCCUGGUGAGGUGGAUCUCAAAAGUGAAUUAUCUGAAGCCUCCAGUACACGAAUGUAUGCAGUGGCUAAGGCCUUGAAUGAAAACUUCCCUGUAGAUGAUAUCCAUAGACUUACAGACAUUGAUAAAUGGUUCAUCUUUAAAAUGCGUAAUAUCGUGAACACGGAGAAGAACUUAAAAGCUCUUGAUAGUGUGGUGACCAAAACAGGAUACAGUACCCUAGGUGUGGUCUUAUUAGGGCUUUAUAGAGUGGAACAUGAUGUAAAAUUUGAUGACCAUGGAAUGAUGGUGCUGGGCUGUGGACCGUAUCAUAUAGGAAGUAGCGUGGAGUUUGACUGGUGCGCUGUUUCUUGCAUCCGUACCUUGCGUCAGCUCUCCGAGAAGACAGUUGUAGUAAACUGUAACCCAGAGACAGUGAGCACCGAUUUUGAUGAAUGUGACAGGCUUUACUUUGAGGAACUAUCACUUGAGAGGAUCUUGGAUAUCUACCAACAGGAGGCCUGUGAUGGCUGCAUCAUCUCGGUAGGAGGGCAGAUCCCAAAUAAUCUAGCUGUGCCACUUUACAGAAAUGGAGUUAAAAUUAUGGGUACCAAUCCACUGCAGAUUGAUCGUGCAGAAGACAGAUCUGUAUUCUCAGGUGUCCUUGAUGAAUUGCAGGUGGCCCAGGCACCGUGGAAAGCAGUCAGCUCCUUGGAAGACGCUGUGGAAUUUGCAAAUUCAGUGGGCUACCCUUGCUUGUUGAGACCUUCUUACGUUUUGAGUGGUUCAGCAAUGAAUGUAGUACACACAGAGAAAGAAAUGAAGAAGUUCUUGGCAGAGGCAACCAGAGUUUCACAGGAGCACCCUGUCGUCCUAACGAAAUUCAUUGAAAGAGCUAGAGAGGUGGAAAUGGAUGCAGUUGCAAAGAAUGGAAAGGUUGUCUGCCAUGCCAUCUCUGAGCAUGUGGAAGAUGCAGGAGUUCAUUCUGGAGAUGCUACUUUGAUGUUUCCUGCGCAAACAAUUAGUCAAGGAGCCUUAGAGAAGGUCAAUAUUUGGUCAACUAUACAAAACAGAGGGGCAUCAUGGGGCUAA
Thamnophis sirtalis is the source of this 2730-nucleotide messenger RNA. The record is from RefSeq and is a predicted model, not a curated record. NCBI's taxonomy places the organism in Eukaryota, Metazoa, Chordata, Lepidosauria, Squamata, Natricidae.